This is a messenger RNA of Sapajus apella (tufted capuchin), 4251 nucleotides long. It is a transcript of the gene SH2D5, whose product is annotated as SH2 domain containing 5. The coding region runs from base 947 to 2230 and encodes 427 amino acids. Gene Ontology annotation, cellular component: postsynaptic density. The record is from RefSeq and is a predicted model, not a curated record. NCBI's taxonomy places the organism in Eukaryota, Metazoa, Chordata, Mammalia, Primates, Cebidae. The transcript is spliced from 10 exons.
GAACAGCACUUCGCCUCCGGUGUCUCCUGUUUCGAGAGGCCGUGAAGCAGCACCCCCAGCACACGCACGCACCUCGCCUUCUCCUCACCCCGCUGUCAUCACUUUGGCUCCCCUUUGCCGCCCCCACCACCCCAGCUGGGUGCCAUAGAGGACGAGGACCUUCGUCCACCAGUGGCGGGGCCUGACACACAGUCAGCCGCGGAAACAUUCCAAGAAGGACCAGAGAUCCUUAUUCCAGGGGAUCCCCACCCUACACCUGAUGACCUAGAGGCUGAGAGCCUAAGUGGCUUGCCCACGGUCACACCAGCCAACCUCGUUAGACCCCACAGUCCAAGUUCUUGAACCCUGGCUUGGUAUCCUUGGGUUUCCCUGAUGCUGUUGCCCAGGGCAGGUGGGCAUGUGUUGGGCAGUGGGUGUUGGGCAGCCCCAGACCCUCCGGCCAGGAGGCAGCACCCAAGUUCCCCAGCAGGCGGCUUCCAGCUCACCUCCUCGUGGAUUGGCGGCCCCCCCCCCCCACAAACUCCAGCAGUAGACACCGUGCUUAUCUGUGGGAGAGGAGUCCCGCCAUGGCCUGAGGAAGCAGCCCCAGAGACAUGGGUUUGAUUCCCUGCUCUCCCACUUAAGCUGUGUGACCAUGGGCAAGUGACUUACCCCCUCUGAGCCACCGGUUGCUGACCCAGGGUCUGCGGGCUGGUGGUUUCCCUGUGACACAACUAAGCUAUGGUGCAGUGCCCCAGAGGGCUUCUGCACCAGACCCACGAAGCAGGCCAUCCCAUCCUGUCUCCUGUCUCUGAGCAGCACCACCUGGAAAACCUCAGAGGAGAGCCCCAUCCUCAUCCCGAAUGUGUCCCCUUCUGAAGGUGCUGGCCCAGUCAGAUUCCAGUGUAAAACCUCAGAAAAACAGCCUCCCCUCCCGUGGAGCUGGAAGCCAGAUACCCUGGGGGCCAUGCAGAAGUCGGGGGCUGGGGGCCGCAGGGCCUCUGACUGCGGGCUGGCCCCUCACCGGCCCAGGUGCAUCACCAAGUUUGCCCAGUACGUGGGCUCCUUCCCCGUGGACGACCUGGACACCCAGGAGAGCGUGUGGCUGGUGCAGCAGCAGCUGUGGGCGCUGAAGGACUGUCCCCGACGCCGUGCCGUCAUCCUGAAAUUCAGUCUGCAGGGUCUCAAGAUCUACAGCGGGGAGGGUGAGGUGCUGCUGAUGGCGCACGCUCUGAGGCGCAUCCUCUACUCCACCUGGUGCCCCGCCAACUGCCAGUUUGCCUUCAUGGCCCGAAACCCACGGAGCCCAGCCAGCAAGCUCUUCUGCCACCUCUUCAUGGGCAGCCAGCCAGGAGAGGUCCAGACCCUGCACUUGCUCCUGUGCCGCUCUUUCCAGCUGGCUUACCUCUUGCAGCACCCUGAGGAGCGGGCCCAGCCCGAGCCCUGCCCAGGGCCCGCAGGGGAGGUGUCUCUCAAGCCACUGUCCAGUUCUGGAGGUCCCUCUGGGGGCUUGGUGCGGGAGCCCUUUGGUCGCCAUCAGCUCUCUCAGAAUGUUCACGCGCUGGUCUCCUUCCGGCGGCUACCAGCAGAGGGGCUGGUGGGCAGUGGGAAGGAGCUGCCAGAGUCGGAAGGCCGUGCCCGCCAUGCCCGCCUGGGGAAUCCCUACUGCUCACCCACGCUGGUGCGCAAGAAGGCCAUUCGCAGCAAGGUGAUCCGCUCGGGGGCCUACCGCGGCUGCACCUACGAGACCCAGCUGCAGCUGUCGGCUCGGGAGGCCUUUCCUGCCGCGUGGGAGGCCUGGCCACGGGGUCCUGGGGGCCAUGCAUGCCUGGUGGAGAGCGAGGGCAGCCUGACAGAGAAUAUCUGGGCCUUCGCUGGCAUCUCCAGGCCCUGUGCCCUGGCCCUGUUACGGAGAGACGUGCUUGGGGCCUUCUUGCUGUGGCCUGAGCCGGGUGCCAGCGGCCAGUGGUGCCUGUCCGUGCGCACGCAGUGCGGUGUGGUGCCCCACCAGGUCUUCCGGAACCACCUGGGCCGCUACUGUGUGGAGCACCUGCCGGCGGAGUUCCCCAGUCUAGAGGCUCUGGUGGAGAACCACGCGGUUACCGAGCGCAGCCUCUUCUGCCCCCUCGACAUGGGCCGCCGGAAUCCUACCUACGAGGAGCAGGACUGUGGGCCCCCAGGCAGGCCGCCCCGGACUCUCCGGCCCCUCAGCCAUGCCAAAUCUGAGGCAGAGCUGCAGGGCUUGGGCUAAGAGGUAGGGCCCCGUCCCACAGGCCCCGCCGCUCCCUGGCUCCGGGGCCCCAGCAGCCUCUCUGCCCAUCUUGCACCCUCUGGUCGCCAGUUCCAUCCAGUCACCCUGCCCUUGGAGCAGUCUCCAUCGCUUCACUGUCCGUGGGAGGGGCACCCUGAGGUUGGGUAUCACCACUGGCUUCUCGCAGAACGUGGGGCCCGCUGAGAUUCCAGGAGGGCAGGUGGAGUCGCAGGCAUGAGCCGGAUAAGCUGUCGGGUGGCUUCGGAUGCUGGGACUUCUGGGCUUCCGCUUUGUCCUGGGCCAGGAGUCUGUUCAUGGCAGAGGUGCGGCCCUCCCCUAAGGAGGCCAGGCCUUGGGGCCUUGACUGGAAGUCUCCAGAAAGCUCAUGAGACGAGUGAGAGUGGGGGGCUUGGGGAGGCAGCAGUGAGUUCUCACUCUGGGCAAAGACCUGGGGGAGCCGCCCUGUCCCUGAGCAGAGACCGCUCUGUGGAGCUUGUGGCCAGGAGGCUGGGGCCAAGCCCCAUCCGGGCUGACAGAGCAGGGCUGUGUCUGAGAGCGAAGGAUGGGUGGGAGCUGCAGAGAGGGCAGGAGGGACAGAGCAGUGCCCAGUGCUCACGCCGGGGCGGUGGGGGGGGGCCUCCUGUGUGCAGAAAGCAACGCGCACCAGCAGACAGGCCGAAGCUCUCCAUGCCGGCUCCACCCAAACCUCAGUGCUGUGCUUCCUUCUCUCUCAGAAGGGAGGCCCAGGCUCACACUCUACCCAGGAAUCACCAGGACACCCCCACCCCAGCUCACUUCCUUUAGCCAUUCCACAGGCAGGGGCCGGCAGUGAGCUGCAGGUUUAGAGGGGUGGCCAGGGCCCUUCCCAACUCGCCCGCCCGUGGUCUGCCUUGGGAGGGAGGCUGUCUGAUGCCGGCAUUCCCCUUAACAUGGCGCUGACCCGUGGCUGCCAGGGGCCACCCUGCCUCACCUGCCAGCUCCACUGGGAAUGGGGUCAGUCACAACAGAACCGUCCAAGGGUGGACCUGAUGUGGGCCCUGCCAGGGGUGCUUGGCCUCAGCGGGCCACGGGAGACCCAGGGAAACGACUCUAGUGUGAGAUAGUGGUCCCGCCAGUGACCGACAAGCCCAGGUAUCCUUCUUUGUAAGCAAACUUGACAAAUGUGAAUCUACUGAACUAAGUGAUAGGACAGGUUCAUUUUGGAUGAACUUCUCUGCUUGAAGCAGCAGCCGCAUCCUGAGCCUGGGGGCUGCCCUCUCCCCACGUGGGAGCGGUGCAGAACUGUUCAGUGCCUUGAAAGUAACAGAUUUCUGACGCUUGGAAGGAAGUAGGCAGCGCCACCAAAGCAGAAAGAAGGGAGGCAAACUUGGGGGGUGAGAACAGAGGCCCAGGCCUCGUGUUCCCCAUCUCCAACUCUCCAGCAAGGACAGGUCUUUGGCUUGGGACCUUGUCAUUUCCUUGCAAGUCAGGUGAACUAUCCUGUCACAAAAGAUAGAAGGAAACUGCCCUUUGGGGCUUCUUGUCCCUGGAAAGCCAGCACUGGUUUUAUGCUGACUGUGUGUGGGAAGCUGGGACUCUAUCUGACAGCCACCUGUACUAGAACCAUCCCCUUCCUGGACAAACCGCUGGCCCCAGCCUCACAUUCCCCUUGCAAGGAGAGAGGGCUUUAGCAAUGUCCUGGGCCUAGGAUUAUAGCCCAGAGAUGGACACUUCAGGAGACCUGGUCAUUGGUCCAGACUCGGGCCUGGUUUUCCUGGUGAAUUACCUGUGUGGAGAAGCUACCAGGGGCAUGUUUGCCACACUGAAGGGACCAGUGUCCACUAAGCACUUCAGCAUCGCUUCAGCCAGCAUGAUGGAUCUCAUGUUACAGGGCGGGCGGGGCUUUCAGCCCCCAUUUGCAGACUCUUUCAUGUCUUCAUCAGACCACAGUUUCCCCUGUUCAAAUCAGCACCACCUCGGUAGCCCCGCUUUCCUUGCUGUGUGGACUUGAAACAAAUAAAAUGUGUUGCUUCAGUCUGGUA